GGUGACGUCAGGUUCGGCUCGGCGGUGUCAUGGCGCGGAUGGGGCUGAGCGCGGAGCCGCAGUGCUGAAGCCCGACAUGGAGAAAAAUGCGAACCUGCACCGGGACUCCGGCGGGAGCUCGGUCUGCGCCACCCUCCCGGUGCAGCCCGGUGAGGCGUGGGCGGCCGGGGGCGGCGGGAAGAGGGACCCGUGCGCGGCGGAGAACGCUAGCUCUGACCUGCAGACGGGGCGGACGGACGGUGGCGGAGUGGCCGAGCCAGGCUCACCCGAGCUGGGCUGCACGCAGGCCGAGGCCCCGCUGCCUGGAGACGGGGAGGAUGCGAGGUGUGGGGAGGCGUGCAGUAACGGGCCGGGCUGCGGGGCUCCGGGAGCUGCUGCUGAACUAAACCCGCUCCCUCCAGCCCAGCCCGCCCAGCUGGAGUCCAAACAGAGCAGAGAGGAACUUAAUGUGCCUACAGGGAGGGCUGGAGACAGCCCCCCGGACGGGAGGGACUCCAGGGGCCGGGGGUCGGUGGACCUCUCUGAGCCGACCACUGGUGGAGCUCUGGCCGGCGGGAGUGAACCCUCUCCCAGCCCCGAGUCCCUAGACUCCUCCUCCAUCCUGAACUCCUGCCCCAGCCCAGAGGUGAAUGGAGAAGGCCUGGAGGACAGGGGUCCGGCCUCUGCCCUGGAGGAGGAGAAGAAGGCGGCCUGCUGCAGGGACCGGGGGGCCGGACAGUCCAUCUACCACAUCAAGUGGAUCAGGUGGAAAGAGGAGAACACACCUGUCAUCACCCAGAACGAGAACGGGCCCUGCCCUUUACUGGCCAUUAUGAAUGUCCUCCUGCUGGCCUGGAAGGUCAAGCUGCCGCCAAUGAUGGAGAUCAUCACAGCGGAGCAGCUGAUGGAGUAUCUGGGAGAUUACAUCCUCGAUGCCAAACCCAAGGAGAUCUCCGAGGCCCAGCGGCUGAACUACGAACAGAAUAUGAGUGAUGCGAUGGCGGUCCUCCAUAAGCUGCAGACAGGGCUGGACGUGAAUGUGAAGUUUACGGGGGUCCGUGUGUUUGAAUACACUCCAGAGUGUAUCGUCUUCGACCUGCUGGACAUCCCACUCUACCAUGGUUGGCUUGUUGACCCACAGAUGGCUGAUAUAGUGAAGGCGGUGGGGAACUGCAGUUAUAAUCAGCUGGUGGAGAAGAUAAUCAGCUAUAAACAGUCAGAGAGCAGCGAGCUGGCUGGAGAAGGGUUUGUAGCAGAGCAGUUCCUCAACAGUACAGCCACCCAGCUGACCUAUCACGGCCUGUGUGAGCUCACCUCCAGCGUGCAGGAGGGAGAGCUGUGCGUGUUCUUCAGAAACAACCACUUCAGCACCAUGACCAAAUUCAAGGGCCAGCUGUACCUGCUGGUGACGGAUCAGGGCUUCCUGACGGAGGAGAAGGUGGUGUGGGAGAGUUUGCAUAAUGUCGAUGGAGACGGGAACUUCUGCGACUCAGAGUUUCGGCUGAGGCCGCCGUCCGACCCGGAGAGCGUGUACCGCGGGCAGCAGGAUCAGAUCGACCAGGACUACCUGAUGGCUCUGUCACUGCAGCAGGAGCAGCAGGCCUCUGAGCUGGGCUGGGAGCAGCUCCCGGAGGGGAUCAGUGAUCUGGAGCUGGCUAAGAAGCUGCAGGAGGAGGAGGACCGCAGAGCUUCACAGUUCUACCAGGAGCAGGAGCAGGAGCAGGCUCAAGCAGCCGCAGCCGCACAGGCCCAGGCACAGGGUCAGCAGCAGGCAGCAGGGGGCGUUCAGGCUGACGGAGCGUCCGGAGGAUCGGCAGCAGCAGUGGCGGCCGGCGCCUCGGCCGGGGGGACAGCUGCCUCCCCGAGCCCAGGCAAGCAGCCCUCGACGGGGGAGCGCAAGGCCAAGAAAGAGGCCAAGGACAAAGAUAAGUGCGUCCUGUUGUAACAGCGGUGGAGCUGCUCACUGUCUCUGCUGAAGGAAACGAGCGGGAGGAGCGACUGACAUUUCAAAACUGACUCGGUCCGGGACGACCAGACAGUGCGGCCAGAGGAAGAUGGACGACAGGAGAAGAGGAUGCGCUGUUCCUAAGCCACCGGUGCCUGACUUUCUCUGCCCUCCGUGCUCUGAACACACACAGACGAGCAGCUGAGGGCGGCUGAGUGAAAUAAACACUCGCUCUGCGUAUUUCCUACAGCUGACCCAACCUACUUCCGCACAGUGCUCCACGCUGUGGGGUGACCUCAACAUUUGGAAGGGUUGAUUUUAUAGCAAAAGCAGAAAAAUAUAGAAACACUACCAGAGGGAGAAAAAGAUAAUGGCGCCUGUUUUUGUUUUUUUCUUUUUUUUCUUUUCCUCGUUUUCGAUUUCCGUUAUCGUUGUUUAUAAGCUAUUUUAUACCAACACAUUUACACUUCACUUAUAGAGAAAGGCUAUAGACUGAGGUUGAGGUGUGUUAUUGGUUCAUUUCUGAGGCAGGAUGUUAAUAUAGUAAAGGCCAGACUCGGGCCUGUAGUGACAGGUAGCAGGUUUUGGGUUUGUUUGGGUCUUCAUCUGAUCUUUUAUAACAGUAAAACUGUUGCCAUACGCACCACACCACUGGCUAUCCAAGUCGUCGUGCCACGAGAGACUGAUUGAUUAAAGAUUUAUACAAUAUGUCCAUAAGUUUGUAGACAACUGAAUUAAAGCCAUUAAAGGGAGUUAAAAGGCACUAGAGGUGGGCGAUAUAUUAAUAUUUGUGUCAUGAUACAAAUAUCAGUAUCAUUUCAGUCAACACCAUUCCACUGCUUGAAACUGGGGGAUUUAUACCACUCUAGCUGGCAAUGGCAUUAGGCACCGUGACAUUAUUUAACGUUAUUUAUGAUCAUGUGUGCACUAAGCCUGCAACUAAUAAUUGCUGUGGUAGUCCACUAAUCUGGUGAUUAUUUUUUCCAUACUUUCCAUUGUUAAAAAUGAAAAUGAAACCCACCCAGAUAAUUGAAAAUGGAAAAUGCCAGUCUUUAGUGAGUAAAUGUGUGAUCUUUUGUGUUUGGACACUUUUGGAGACACAGGCUGAGUCCAGUGUUUAACUGUGUGCUGUUCCAUGUAACGAUUAGUUGCCAAAAGUAUAUAUUUUUUAGUCGACAUUGUCGAUUAUAUCAACUAAUCGUUGCAACCCCAAUAGUUUUCAUUGGCAGUGGAUUUCAAGGCUUGGAGUAAGGGAAUAAAAAUCAUUUAGAAAAAAAUGUCUGCAUACUUAUGGACCUAUUCAUAUUUUAAAGGGAUUUUUUGCCAUUUGGGAAUUCCAAUUUUUGCCUAAACUCUUACAAAUUUUCAGUCUCAGUCGAGUUCAGAUUGCCUUACAGUGAAAUCUCUGCCCAUAUUCUCUCUGAAUUUGUUACCAGACCGUAUAGUGUUACAGUGCAGCUUACCCAAGCGUUUAUUGUUUGCCAACUAUAUUCUGCACCAAUGCUGAGUCAUAGUCGUCAUAGUCGUAGAUCAUUUCAUAUAUGAUAUUUAAGAGCUCUCCUCUUUUUAUCGCCACAUUUCUUUUAAUCUGAAUCGAUCAGAUUACGACGUCAAUAAGUAGCUGCCGCUGACUGAAGCUACCAGACCCACCCUGCCCCCAAAACUUGAUCAUUUAUUACGCGUCACACACACUUGAUGUUAUUUUGGUUGGAUUUUAUGAUGUAUAACUUUAUUAUUUGAGUAUUAUUUUCUUUAUUUGUUUGUGCCACAGAGCUUCUGCCGUUUCUGUUCACUCGAAUUGUACUCUGUGUGUAAAUACAUGUACCCUACAGUGCACACGCUCGAGCGGAACUCACCCCCCCCCCCAUCCCCCAUCCCCAUCUGUGCUACUGCCUUCUCCUGAGGAACAGACCGUUUGUUUUAUAUCGAUACAUUCCAGCAGAAUGCCUUGAGUGGAGCGCCGUAUGGAGGCUCAGACCCGCGCUCGCUUCCUCUCCGCUCGGCUAGAGGGCGCUGUGUGUCUGAGUGCGAGUGCGAGUUUGCGCUUCAUUAAUGCGAAGUUAGGGUCACUCCAACACUUGGAGUGUGUGUGUAGGAGUGUGUGUAAGUGUUUUACACACAGUAGAAGGGAUGGUUCUCAGUCCCAGUCUUGUUGACUUUAAGUUCUGCACGUUUUUGUUUUUUUUGUUUUGUUUUUUGCUCAGACACACCAGUUUCAGCUCUUAUCUCUCAAUUUACCAGCAAUGAAGAAUAACUAAGAUAAAGGGAAUUAUCAAACCUGAAAUACCUAUCACAAUACAGAGGCUAUAAUUAAAUAUAUCGCAAUAGUGAAAACGGUAUAGGUGAUAUAUUGCUACUGUUUCAGUCAAAUUGUAGGCAAAUCACAUAGUAUAAAAACACACAGCAUUCAAAUAAGAAAGAGAGAAGUUGACUUUUAUUCUAGUGAGCGAGGUUUAAAUACAACAUUAAAUUAAUGAGUAUCUAAUGCCAGUCUUUACAUCUAAACUAUUGAUAUAUAUAUAUAUAUAUAUUAAUACUGUGCUUUUAAAAAAUUAAACAGUAUUGCAAAACAUGAUAUCACAAUACUUUGAUUUAUCAAUAUAUUUUUAGACCCCUAAUUAGUUAACAUCAGUAAUCCUAUUUAAGACAUUUUCAGGCUCUGUCCUCAUAACACAAACUCCUAUAAAGAUGAAUAAAUUAAAUUUUAUUCAUCAUAUUUUUAAGGGAAAAAAUAUUUGAAAGCAAAUUGACUUUUAAUGCUGUUUUGUAUUACAGCUGUCAAAGCACAAUAAGCUUCAUCAGAAUGUAUAUUUUUUUAUUUCCAUUACUUGGAGUGCAGUAAUUUCAAUUACUGUCGUCCUCAGAGAGUGGCAGGCUUCCCCUCAAAGCUGGCCCUGGCACUGGGCACAGUGACCUUAUACAUGUGGAUGUUCCAUAGCGUCCUAUUUAAUUGGCAAUGGUUUUUAAGGCUUAAUGAGCUUUGUAGCCUCUUGCUCUCAUUCAUACACUUUGUAGGUUGUUUUUACUCCUCUCUGUUGCUUAUGUUUUUAUUAUUCGAUAAUUCGAUUGGUGAAGCUAAAUAUAGGAGAAACUAUUUAAAGAAAAAUAAAUAAUAUGAAACAGUUAUUACAUUUUCUGGUACACCCUUUUAAGAAAGUCACAUGAUGCUCAGUGUUGAAACUGGUGUGUUUAAGUGGGAGAAUACAAAAUAAUACAAAAACCUGCAGCACAUGUGUCUCCAGGACUGGGACUCUGAGCCCGUGCCGUAGAGAGAUGUACCUACUUGACGUGGGCUGGAGUUGUCUUAUAGGGGCCCUCAGUGGCCCAAACUCUCUGUAUAUAAAUAAGCCUUACAACAUUUACAAUAACUUUUAUACAAGCAGAAAAAAAGACGUAGACGUGAGAGACGAGACGGAGACAAUCUGAAGACUUUCCCACAGACAGAACCACUCAGGCCUUCCGAGAAGGACCGCAUCCUGGAGUGUCUUGCUGAUAGUAAAAGCUGCCUUGGUAAAGAGUGAGGGUAACCACGAGGGUUAAAAUAAACAGGGUUCAAAUUCAGUAACAAAAAUCCAUCCCUCUAACCGGGGUUUCAGUAAAAAGGGGGUACAGGUGAGAUACGGCGUUAAUGGAGUCGUUGAAGCGUUUUUUCUGCCUCGCCAUAUUAGCUUUAGCUUAAGUUUUACACACAAGGCAGUUUACAAGCACCUAAACAGGUCAGCCAUACAUCAUGGUGGCUCGUCGCUGCGAGAGAAACCAGGGCUUCAUCCCGUCUGACUGAACAGAUCAGACUAAAUUAAACACUACAGAAGCUGUGUCCUCUACAUCACCAAACUUUCAGAGAUCACCCAUAUUAAAUCAUCCACACCACACUGACCAGCAGCUUCAUUAAUCCCACCACUGUUCAUUAUACAUCAGCUCAACCAACACAGACUGUAGUCCUGUAUCUCUUUCUCUACAUACUUUAUUAUUAUCCUCCUUCACCCUGUUCUUCUAUUUUUAUUUAUUUAUGUUACACCCUCAUCACUAGUGAUGCUCUAACACAUCAGGAAGGUGAAGACUAGCUCAUGCCUCCUGCAAAACAUGUGAAGUCAGACUCCACCUCUUUUUGAACUGCUGCUGAUGAUGCAGCAUUGCAGAGUAGCAUCACAGCGCACUCGGAGAAAAGCGCAGAAACUCGGUUCUGAUACAUCAGCUCACAGAUGCCUUAUGCUGAUCCACAUCACCCUUACGAGUGAUGUGGAAAGGCAGCACCAUCUACCCACCCAGAGAGAGAGCAAAGCAAAUUGUGCUCUCUCAGGGAUCCAGCAGCUGAUGGCAAACUGCAUGACUGGGAUUUUUUAAUGUUCAGGGCCCCAUAGGAGAGAAACAGAGAGAAACAGAUACAGGACUACAGUCUGUUAUUAUAGAAAUAUGAUCAGUGGAGCUGAAAACGCUGGUAAUGGGUUUAAAAACAAGGCGGUGGUGAUAAUUUUCUGAUGUGACUGAUUAAGCCAUUAAAAUGGCUUAAAACACUACCUUUUCAGACACCGCUACAAAAAUAGUAGAACUGCAUUAGUAGUGCACUACAAUAGUAAGUAGGACACAGCUUCAGACCCAGCUAUGGACUUUCCCAGCGUGCGUGCGCACACACAUUUACACAAAACACUGCAUUUUGUUGCCAGUUCAGUCCAUUAGCUUUGCCAUUUGCAUUGAUCACCAACAACAGCUCCCUCAGAUACACCCCCUUCUGUUUGUUACUUGUGCUUGAGCUGAAAUCUUUGCUCCUGAAUUUUGUGUUCAUUACAGAUUUACUGUUUUGUGUGGAAUGUCACUAAGGGCAUAUUUAAACAGGGGCUGGUACUGGUUAGUUUGUUGCUGUUAAGUUGGGUGAACACUGUAACAUAAGGGUGCCCUCGACUGUUUUAGUCAUUGUAAUUGGUUCUGCACUGUUACUGUUAUGUGGAUGGGAUGCACUACUAAGGAGCAAAAAUACCUCAUUUUCUACACGAUUAGACCGAGUGCCAGAGUGAUUGUGUUUGUUUGGAAACCCCCAGAAAUAAAAGAAAGCAGAAUAAUGAAAAGAA
This is a messenger RNA of Astyanax mexicanus (Mexican tetra), 6990 nucleotides long. RefSeq names its product MINDY lysine 48 deubiquitinase 2 (gene mindy2). The record is from RefSeq and is a predicted model, not a curated record. Gene Ontology annotation, cellular component: cell periphery; cytosol. The transcript is spliced from 9 exons. Bases 77 to 1924 code for a protein of 615 amino acids. Gene Ontology annotation, molecular function: cysteine-type deubiquitinase activity; K48-linked deubiquitinase activity; cysteine-type carboxypeptidase activity. NCBI's taxonomy places the organism in Eukaryota, Metazoa, Chordata, Actinopteri, Characiformes, Acestrorhamphidae. Gene Ontology annotation, biological process: protein K48-linked deubiquitination.